AAUAUAUGCACUUCCAACAUAUAUCCACAUCCAAGAAAAUGCCUUCUCCUGGCCUCAAAAGAAGCGUACUUUCCGUUCUUCCUCUUCUUCUUCUUUUAUCAAUCACUCCUUUGUCUUCAUCUUUUUCUCCAAGUGACAAAGUCACAAAAGAAUUACUUAACGAACUCUGUUCACAACCGACAAUAGAAACCAACUUCUGCUUCUUUUGGCUAACCACUGAUCCAAAAACGUUGACCCUCGACUUGAAUGGUCUUCUCGAUUUGGUCAUGCGAAGGUCGUAUUAUUUGGGCUAUAGUAACCUAAUGAUGAUGAAAGGCUUAGCAAGAACCACGACUGAUUCGAAGCUCAAAAACUCGUAUGGGUCUUGUAUAACAUAUUAUGAGUCAGCCGUUAAAUUGAACGCGGAAGCUAUAGGGUUUGUUAGCUCUAAGAACUACUUGUUAACAUCUCAGUCGGCUGCCAAAGCCUUUGUUAUUAUAGCUGUGUGUGAAGCUGUUCUUACUGGACGUAAAAAUGUGCCGGCUUAUGUUCCAGAACGCAAUAUAGUGUAUAACAGAAUGUGUAACAUUGGUAGAGUUUUCUCAGACGUUUUGAGGUCGUGAUUAUGUGUGUAACUUUCACCUGCA
Camelina sativa (false flax) is the source of this 626-nucleotide messenger RNA. Its product is annotated as pectinesterase inhibitor-like. The record is from RefSeq and is a predicted model, not a curated record. NCBI's taxonomy places the organism in Eukaryota, Viridiplantae, Streptophyta, Magnoliopsida, Brassicales, Brassicaceae. Gene Ontology annotation, biological process: negative regulation of catalytic activity. Gene Ontology annotation, molecular function: pectinesterase inhibitor activity.